Erythranthe guttata (spotted monkey flower) is the source of this 2668-nucleotide messenger RNA. It is a transcript of the gene SPD1, whose product is annotated as P-loop containing nucleoside triphosphate hydrolases superfamily protein. The record is from RefSeq and is a predicted model, not a curated record. Gene Ontology annotation, molecular function: ATP hydrolysis activity. Lineage: Eukaryota; Viridiplantae; Streptophyta; Magnoliopsida; Lamiales; Phrymaceae.
GCGCCCACGUGGCACACUUUGAAUUUCAUGUGGACAAGCUUCACACUUUGUUGCUGAAUUUUCUUUCUUUCUCUUCCAAUUGAUCUCUCUCUCUCUCUCUCCUCUCUCCAAUCCCAUAGGAGUAGAUCCCAACGAAUCUUCUCUUUCCCUCAUCAACAAAAUCCCACUCUCUUUUUUUUUUUUUAAUUCCCAACAACCAAUCAAACUUUUCGAUUUCUCUGGGUUUUAUUUUUUUUUUCAAUAGAAAAAAAAAAUGAGAGCUUUGAAUUCCCAUUUCGUGCUGAUCGAUCUGCACACUUCGUGGCACUCAUCUCAGCAGAUUCCCAAUUCCACCUUCUCCUACCUCGACAAAUGCAGAUCGGCGGCGGCGGGUCCUUCUUUCUCUGCCGCAUUUCGUCGAGCACGUGGCAGGACCGGGAGGAUCUCGUCGUCCAUGGCGCCGGAGAUUCGCCGGCCGAUGAAUUUUUCCACGGCGGGAAAUGGGUUCUUCUCGUUUUCUUCCAGCACGGCCUCCACUUCGAGUUCCGGCGAUGAUAUGGCGGCCAAUUCCGACAUGGAUUUGUUUCUUGAAAUUGUGCCUUUGAGGAUGAGGCAAGAGCUCUUCAGGCACGAAGACAUUAUGCAGUUGAUUGAGGUUGUUAUGGAUUUGGGAAGGAAGCCCCUUGCUCGAUUUCCGACCGGUGAUUGGGUCAUCUCGGAACAGACGGUCCAGAUUGAGGAUCUAACCCAUGCUAUCUCAAAGGUAGGUGAUUUCUCCGAUGACAAUCGUUCGGGGAUUAAUCACUCUCUACAUCGCAUAAGUGCUAUCAGAAAUCGGAAAAUGCAAAUUAUAGGCCUUACUUGCCGUGUGGGUCGAGCUGUUUCUGGAAGCGCUGAAAUUAUACGGGACCUCGUCGAAAGUGGAGGGUCCAUCUUGGUAAUCGGGCCUCCGGGAGUUGGCAAAACAACAUUAAUCAGAGAAACUGCGAGAAUAUUGGCCGAUGACCAGAGAAAACGAGUAGUUAUUGUCGAUACGUCGAAUGAAAUAGGUGGCGAUGGGGAUGUGCCUCAUUCGGGUAUCGGACGUGCUAGAAGGAUGCAAGUACCUAAUGUUCACAUGCAGCAUAAUGUGAUGAUCGAAGCGGUUGAAAACCACAUGCCGGAAACUAUUAUAAUCGAUGAAAUCGGAACGGAGCUCGAGGCGUUGGCUGCUAGUACAAUUGCUCAAAGAGGAGUACAGCUUGUUGGCACGGCUCACGGGAUUACGAUAGAGAGCAUUAUAAAGAAUCCUUCUUUGCAGAUCCUUGUCGGUGGAAUAGAGAGUGUUACUUUGGGCGACGAGGAAGCACGAAAGAGGAAAGUGCAGAAAACUAUACUCGAAAGAAAAGGACCUCCUUCGUUUACAUGUGCGGUUGAGAUGAUCUCCAAAACCGAGUGUCACGUUCAUCAUAGACUAGAUGCCACUGUGGAUGCUUUGCUGGCGGGAAAAUCCCCGUUGUUUGAAAUCCGACGUGUAAACGAUGAAGCUAGUAAUUCUUCAAUACCGAAUCAACUAACUGAAGAAGAUUGCAUUAGAGAUGCUGAGGUGGCACCGAGGAAAUCCCGGUUGACUAAAGUCAACAAAAGAGUAGAACCUGAAGCUAACAAUUCAUCGAAAUCGAGUCAACCAAUUAAAGAAGACCAUGUGGAAGAGGCGAAAGUGACAGUCGACGAAAAAGAUCAGACCGAUGAAGAGCCUAUCAAGAAAGACGAAGUGCACUACCCUAAGCCCAAGAAAGUCGUAUCUAACGUGCCUGUGAGCAAAAAUAGCAAAAAUACGUACCCGUUAUACGUAUACACUUACAAGAUCCAAGAAACAGAUUUGCUACAAGUAGCGGCUGUGAUGGGGAUCGAGGAUAAAAUCGACAUAACCGAUGAUAUUGGAGCUGCAGAUGCUAUUUUGGCAUCGAGUCAUGAAAUGAAACAGAAUCCUUGGAUUCGUGGUGUGGCGAAGUUUCAUCAGUUGCCUGUAUUUGUUAUCAAGUCGACUGCAAUGGCGCAAAUGGUGAAGGCGGUGCGAAUGAUUCUUGGUAUGGAUAAAUUUAGCUCUACUCAAAAGCAAUCGAUCGGAAAUUCUCUCGAUAUCGAGAUUGAAGAUGACAUGCCGAAGAGAAAGCCAUCAUUGGAGGAGAUUGAUGCCUUGGAGGAAGUGCGACUUGCGAUAGAGUACAUAGUGAUACCGGGCGGUGAGCCAGUGGAACUUCUGCCGAGGCGAUCCGAAAUUGUUGCUCGACAACUUGAGCUGGUCGAGAGUUAUCAGUUAGCUGCUGAAAACUCGGGAACCGAUUCGAACCCUAGACUUCAAAUCCUUCCUCAGAAACUGAACAAGAAAAAACCGAGGCCCGUUUCGAGUUUCGUCAAGCUCGCGGUCCCCAACAUAGUGCCAGGUGGCGGUACGAGUGUUGGUAAGCUACCGUUUCUGCGUGAAUAAAAAAUUCAGCAAAAAUCAUCAGAAGUUGCAGUACAGAUUCAUUUCAUUUCAACCAGUGGUUGAUGUACAUUCAAACUCUUGUACAGUUUGUGUAAUUAAAUGUAUUUUAUUUUUUCUUAUGUAAUAACUGAUUGCUUUAAUACACUGUGACAAAAUUGAUACAAUGUAUAGAUAUUGCAGUUCAGAUAAAUAAAAAUGCUCUUUAAUUUAUUCCUCUUA